CACCGCCUAAGCGUGGCGCUGUUUUGUUGUCAUACUAUAACUGACUUUGUUUAUAAUUCAAAUUCAACAAUUACUUUGACUAAAAUGAAGACUGUUUCCACAAAUAACGUGGAACAUGAUAGAAUCCAUUCAAGUUUAAUUCAGCGUGAAACCCAGGAACGCAUUGCCAUCGCUGGCCUAACAACAGAGAUAUUAUCGAAACUCAACAUAUCCAUUGAAUCUUUACCUCAAAAAUGCCAGCAGUUACUCCAUCAGGCCGCCGAAACACAGCAAGCAUUGGAUAUCGAAGAACUAGACCCUAUCGUUAUAUCUCUACACCAAACAAAAGAACUGUCAGAAAAUCUAGAAGAUGAGUACGAGAUAUUAAAAUUAAAACAGAGAAAUAUGAAGUUGCAAGCGCAAAUAGACCGUAAUAACAUGUUUUUGGAUGGUCUGAGGAAAGAGUUGCAAAGCUCGCAAGAAUUUCUGGCGGGACAGAACCCGAGUCCCGAUAAUAUUCAGGAUUUCAUCAGGCAGAUGAAGCAGAAAGUGGCUUCGUAUGAGGAGAACUUUGAGAAGGCUAAGUCGAAAUUCUCGAAGCUGUCAGUACCAGACGCCAUCUUGCCUACGUCACUCUCCACAUCAGUCAACACGUUGGUGGCGUUACGUGAAGAGGCUGCGUCACUGAAACUACGAGCUGAUGACGUAGCCCUAGCCAGGGAGGCAAGAGAUACCUUCAUACGUUUACGGCGAUAAAUAUAAUUUAAAAAAUAUGUAUGUUAUAAGACAAGCUCGAAUAUGGAAAAACAAUUAUAAAUAUGUUAAAUUAAAUAAA
Molecule: messenger RNA, 814 nt
Organism: Trichoplusia ni (cabbage looper)
Lineage: Eukaryota; Metazoa; Arthropoda; Insecta; Lepidoptera; Noctuidae
Exons: 3
Coding region: 85-735 (216 amino acids)
Source: RefSeq, a predicted model, not a curated record